Messenger RNA from Chironomus riparius, 688 nucleotides. Lineage: Eukaryota; Metazoa; Arthropoda; Insecta; Diptera; Chironomidae. The record is from the annotation of a GenBank genome assembly.
GUUAUAAUUAAAACAACGCUCUGAGCUGUCUUUUAAUUAUAUCAUUUGUAGAUAAAAGGCAGUGAAUUUUGAGAAAAUUCAAACAGUUCAAUUUAUCAUUUCCAAUACGACAGAAGAAGUAAAAUUUAGGGCAAGGAUCGAAAAAUAAAAAAGAUACAAAAAGAAAAAUGUCAAACAAUUUUGUAAUUUGCUUCAAUGCAUUAGAAAAUCGAUUUUUUGAGGUUAAUGCAAUCCAUGAGGUCGAUCAUCUAUAUCGUCCGUAUUACUAUCGUCUCAGCUUAAGGCUAAAUUUCUAUAAUGGGGACAUCAACAUGAGCAACAUCGACGAAAUGAGAAAAUUGUGCUUUAGGAAAAUUACAAAAUUGAUGACAAUACAGAAUAUGUGGCAGAAUCAUCAUAGUUUUUAUGUUAUCGAUUAUGAGAUACGAACCGUACCAAGGAGGUCGAAUGAACAAUUUCAGCAAAACAAUAAUGAAAGUGAUAGGCGGGAGUAUGAUGACGACAGUGAUGAAAGUGAGAACUCAUAUUAUGUGAGUACGACAAGCAACGAUUCAGCAUAUAUCUCGCCUACAUCUGCUGCCGAAACAUCUAAUGAUAGUGAUCAUUUGUCAAAUUCUAGUGCUUAUUCGUCUGCAUAUGAGGACAAUGAAAUUGAAGAACAAUAAAGAUUCUUUUUUUAAUAAUUUAA